AUGGAAAUUAAACCAGCCAAAAAGCCAUUGAAAAUUUUCAUCCACGCAAUGGACGGCACCGGCCACCUGAACGCUUGUGUAGGCGUGGCAGAGGCGUUGGUAAAACGAGGUCACUCGGUUCUCUUUCUCGUCAAUGCUGCUUUCAAGGGACAAUUCGCCAAGUUUGGUUUUGAAGAGCUGUCUAUGGAGCGUCCCAAGAAAGAGGACGCAGAGAAAGACACCAAAAAGGCUCCCGAAGAUCACGUCAACCCGGUGAAGGCCUUUGCCAAGAUGAUCCUCAACAUGGGACUACUCAAUGAGAAGACGCCACUGGAGCGGAUGAAGGAGCUGUCGGAGAAUCGAGCUAAAGGGAACGAUAAAGAUGAGCAGUUUGCCAAAAGUCUCUAUGAGUCUACGGUCGAUUUUAACCCGCAGAUCAAACGGGCAAUUGAAGAGCGUAAACCAGACCUUUUCAUUCUCGAUCACUUUCUCGUGCCGCCCUGUCUGCCUGAGUCGGGCAUGCCCUGGCUAUAUCUUUUUAGCGGAAAUCCCAUUGCAAUUUACAGUUCCAUCACUAAGGACCUGCCGCCAUUUGCCACAGGUUACCCGACGGAUGGCGAUCGAGCGGAAUGGGAGGAGUAUCUGGUGUACCAGCGAGAGAAUGCUGCCUCCUUUACUAAAUACCAGCAACGACUGUAUGAAACGUUUGGCUAUGAACCUAACCCAGCGGAGGAUUUGCCCGUCGAUGAUGGAGGCAUCUUUCCGCAGUGCAAGUACGGUUAUGUUUACGGGUAUCCUAAGGAACUCGAUUACCAGGACCUGAUCACAAUUCCUGAAAAGUUCAUCGGCAUGGAUGCCUUCUGCCGAGAAACUAAACCGGCAGAGCCGUUCAAGCUACCUGAAGGUUUUGCUAAAGAAGGUGACAAGUUGAUCUUCUUCAGUCUCGGUAGCAUGGGCAGUGUUGACGUUGAUCUGGUGAAACGAGUGGUCUCGAUCCUCUCCUCGAAGACGCCCUAUAAGACGAUCGUCUCUAAGGGACCACUGGCUGAUGAGUAUGAACUCCCGAAAAACUGCUGGGGUGAGGGUUUCCUUCCUCAAACUCAAAUACUGCCCAUAGUUGAUUUGGUGAUCACUCACGGUGGAAACAACACCGUCACCGAAACAUUUAGCUUUGGCAAGCCAAUGAUUAUCAUGCCCCUUUUUGGGGACCAAUUUGACAAUGCACAGAGAGUACACGAGAAGGGUUUUGGACGUCGUCUGGAAACUUACAAGUUCAAGGAUGAAGAGCUGGUGGAUGCAGUGGAAACACUAAUCAAUGACCAACAGCUCAAAGAGAGACUGCAGACGGCGGCCAAACGGAUCGUUGCUGAUCGCAGCAAAGAGGUUGCUUGCAUGAAGAUUGAGGCAGUGGUGGAAAAGUACGCUAA
Messenger RNA from Rhagoletis zephyria (snowberry fruit fly), 1406 nucleotides. The record is from RefSeq and is a predicted model, not a curated record. Lineage: Eukaryota; Metazoa; Arthropoda; Insecta; Diptera; Tephritidae.